AUGGCCGCCUCCAAGACCAUCGAAGUCCCCCACCUCGGGGGCAUCAAGGUCGGCUACGCCCUGUCUGGCGACCGCUACGAUGCCUCGAAGCCGACCUGCGUCCUGAUCAACUCCAUGUGCACGACCGUCUCGCUGUACCGCGAGCAGUUCAACGACCCCAACCUCACAAAUGCUCUGAACCUCCUCGCCAUCGAGCCGUUGGGCCACGGCGCCACGAGCUCGGUCUCCGAGCAGUUCACCUACUGGGAUUCGGCCAUCAUGGCGUUGCAGGUCAUGGACAAGCUGGGCAUCCAGAAGGCCUUUGCCCUGGGAACCAGCCAAGGUGGAUGGAUCAUCGUCCGCAUGGCUCUGCUGGCGCCGGACCGGAUCCUCGGUCUUCUGCCCCUGGGAACGUCCAUGGACAGCGAAUCGCCCGAGUCGCGUGCCAAAGGCUGCUGGGAUCCCGCGCCGAUCAUCAAGCCCUUCAUCGAGAAAUGGACCAGCGCGACCCCCACGCCCGACUUUGUCAUCGACGACGUCUGGCAGGGAAUGGUGGCUAGUCUCGGUUUCAGCGGCGCGGUGUCUGCCGAGACGGUUGAGUUCUGGAAGGCCACUGUCCGGGACGUCUACAAGGGCGACGAGGGCCGGAAGAAAGUCCGCAUGGCGGCGAUCAACCUGCUGGAGAGAGAUGGACUGUUGCUCCGGUUGGGCGACAUCAAGUGUCCUGUGUACUGGUUGCAGGUGAGAAAGUCGUUCCUCUAUCACUCAAUCAGGAAGCUUGUCGCCAACAAUGAACAGGGAACCGAAGACGCUCCUUACGGCCUGACCUACCCGCCUGAGCAGAUCAAGCUAUUCACCUCUUCCAAGGAAACCAAAUUCAUCACCGUCCAGGGCGGUGCGCACUACCUGAAUGCCACCAGCCCGAAGGAAGUCGCGGACGCGCUUCUGGAGAUGGUCACUAAUAGGCAUGAAGAAGUGGACCUAGGUGGCCAGAACAAUGCUGAGCCGAUCAUCGAUCGAGGUUUAUUCAUUUCGAUCGAGGGUGGAGAAUAUUACGUUCGUAUUCAUACGUAUAACCUGGACGUUCGCGCAGAAAUACCCGUAUGGGACAUGAAAUGGAACAGCGGAGGAGUAAUAAUACUUACUUACCUAGAUAAAUAG
Messenger RNA from Rasamsonia emersonii CBS 393.64, 1140 nucleotides. RefSeq names its product Alpha/beta hydrolase. The record is from RefSeq and is a predicted model, not a curated record. The coding region runs from base 1 to 1140 and encodes 379 amino acids. Lineage: Eukaryota; Fungi; Ascomycota; Eurotiomycetes; Eurotiales; Trichocomaceae. The transcript is spliced from 6 exons.